Molecule: messenger RNA, 1179 nt
Organism: Laccaria bicolor S238N-H82
Lineage: Eukaryota; Fungi; Basidiomycota; Agaricomycetes; Agaricales; Hydnangiaceae
Exons: 4
Coding region: 1-1122 (373 amino acids)
Molecular function (GO): FMN binding; NADPH dehydrogenase activity
Source: RefSeq, a predicted model, not a curated record
AUGACCGCGUCUAUCCCGUCUAAACUCUUUCAGCCCAUCGCUAUUGGGUUUAACACCCUCCAACACCGCGUAGUCCUGACACCCUUAACCCGCUUCAGAGCAACCAAGAAGACACAUGUACCGAUCAACCCACUUGUGAAGACCUAUUAUUCCCAACGAUCUAGUACGCCUGGUACGCUUCUCAUCACAGAGGCUACCUUCAUCGCGCCUCAGGCGGGCGGAUACGAUAAUGUUCCAGGAAUAUGGAGUCAGGAACAGAUAGCGGCAUGGAAGGAGAUAACAACCGCCGUACACGCCAACAAUUCGUUCAUCUUUCUUCAACUCUGGGCACUUGGGCGCGCCGCUACCCCCACCGUACUUUCUGAAGACUCCCUUCCAUACAUCGCCCCCUCCCCCAUCGCUCUCUCUUCUCAACCUGACCUCGUCCCUCGGGAGUUGACCACGGAAGAAAUCAAAGAAUACAUCCAGCUAUACGCGCAAGCAGCAAAGAAUGCAGUUCACGAAGCAGGAUUCGACGGCGUAGAGAUCCACGGGGCGAAUGGGUACCUCGUCCACCAGUUCUUUGAGGACGUGAGUAAUAAGCGGACGGACGAGUACGGCGGAAGCGUGGAGGCACGAAGUCGGUUCGGGCUGGAGGUCGUCGAUGCUGUGGUGGAUGCAGUUGGCGCACAUAGAACGGGGAUUAGGGUCAGCCCAUGGACUAAAUUCCAAGACAUGGGAAUGACAGACCCAAUCCCUCAAUAUACCCACUUCAUUUCAUCCCUCAAGUCUGCCCACCCUGAGCUUGCGUAUUUACACGCCGUCGAAGCGCCGGAGGGCGUUUACCCCACUGAUGUAUCCAUUGGUUUCCUCCGCAAGAUCUGGGGACAAAAACUGUUUAUCAAUGCGGGUGGGUACAACCGAGAGAGCGCAAUGGCCCGUGCCGAUGCGGGCGAAGGUUUGGUGGCGUUCGGAAGACACUUCAUCGCGAAUCCGGACCUACCAAUCCGCUUGAGAGAGAAUAUACCGUUGACCCCUUAUAACCGCAAGACGUUUUACACACCUGGAGAUCACCCCGAUGCUGCAGUUGGAUAUGUCGAUUACCCGUUUGCUGAGGAUACCCGGAGUACAGUUCGACUGUAAGGUGGAUUGUGAUGCAUCGUCUUAGAUUAGAAAUUAAGGCUGGGACUGCUGAUUUUU